Drosophila biarmipes is the source of this 758-nucleotide messenger RNA. RefSeq lists its product as uncharacterized. The transcript has 2 exons. Bases 97 to 516 code for a protein of 139 amino acids. The record is from RefSeq and is a predicted model, not a curated record. Lineage: Eukaryota; Metazoa; Arthropoda; Insecta; Diptera; Drosophilidae.
GCAGCCCUGGUUUUACAGUUAUAACCGCGAUCAAUUUUUUAUUCGGAUUUUCACAUUUUGCAAGUUUUCCAAUUUUUUGCUAUAAAAUUACGCAACAUGUCGGAGAAAGAAGAGGAAUCAAUUGAGUAUCUGGUGGAAAAGGGCAUUUUCCCCCGACUCCUGGAGAUCUUGAAGCAAUUGGUGGAAAUAGACCCACUGCCCGCUGAUCCCCUGAUGUACAUUUUGCAUUUACUGGGCUGUCCGCUGAUUCCGCAGGCCCAAAUGAAGGCCCUGGAGCGAAAAGUGUCACGUGCCCACGAUGAAUUGCGCUAUUUGCGACGCUUGAUCAUCGAUUUAGAUGGCGACGAUCAGCUCUACGACAGCGAAAGCGACGUGGGCGAAUAUGUGGGCGAUGUGGAGGACACCAGUUCGACGGCCCACGAGAUUUCCCUGGUGGAAAGCACUGAAUCGCAGGAGGACUCCUCACCACCCGAAUUCGUAGUCCUCUCUUCCAAGGAUUCGGAUUCCUCCAACUGAAAGAUCCAUCAAUAUUUAUAGUAUCACAUUCGCCGUUGAGCCUCUAUUAUGUUACUCGAACAUAUCUUUGGCAACUGCAUGUGAGUCCCGGCUUGUUUGCCCCUAUAUUACAUUUUGUUUAUUCAAUGCAUUGUGAGAUCUAUUACAACUUUUAUCAGAUAAACUUGUUAAAAUACAGCUUGUAGAGAAACCAACUCUACUAUUCAAAAAUUAAACAUUGUUACUUAGCAUGAACCAUACAA